GAGAGUUCUUUGGCUUUCCAUAUUUAUCUUAUAAGUCAACCAGGUCGGAAACUUAUGGGUUAGGUCUGUCUCCCAUAGCCAGUCCCAGACCCCUUAAAGAAUAAUGGCUGGGGUACUUUUCUUCGUGGCGGAGCUGCUCGAGACGCUCAUGAAGAUCGGGAUGACUCAUUCGGCGUGGUAUCCACGUGCUACUCGAAGCAACUUGCCAUCCCUAGCCCUUGUCCACUUAUCUGGGUGCGGUGUCCGACGACUGCUAACUCAGCGUCUCCUACGCUUAACUAAAGGUUAAUGACUACACAAGUAAUAGCAGACUAAUAGUGUAACGUAAUACCCACACACAAAAGUGUGACGGAUUUGGGUGAUCAUGUCGGGAACAUUCGUCCCUCCUCGUCCGUCAGCUGCCGUUCGCAUCGUCGCUCCUUCAGCCUCUACACCUUCCUCUUCUCCUGCACCUUCUGCACCAGCCACUCCAUCGCGUGACCUGAACAAGAAUUUUUCCAAGAACAAGCCUCCCAAGUGCCGGAACAUCUUAAUCCAUGGACAUUGCAAAAAUGAAGGGAAAGGAUGCAUAUACGACCAUUCGGAUGAAUCAUUCCAGUCGAGCACAGAAUCCGGACCAACCGAGUCCAGCCCCAAGUUGGCGUCGGCUACCGUCAAUGUCAAUGCACCGGUGUUCGUUCCCAAGGCCACUAUCGUGUCUUCAACAGCAGUAUUGGACGACACGCCCGCAGAGCUUGACUUGCACCCGCCUGUUUCGGAGGCUCCAUUCAUCCCUCAAUACAAUGAAUCGAAUAUUGAUACCAACGGCGAGCCAACUCGCGUGAGCUCAGAACAUGACCUCGUCCAGUCCUAUAUACCAGGAGAUCUUCACACGCAACUCUAUAAUCAGGCCAGUUAUGGGGAUGUUCAAGACUACUACACAUCACACCAUACUCCCUACGGUCAUCAGCCACUCAAUUAUCAUCUUUACACUCAACUUCCGUAUGUCCCGAAUGGUACCCCAUCAACUCGACCGGUUUCGCACCGCUUCUUCAUGUCCGACACGCUUCGCGAAGACUUUCAGCGUCGCUCGGAGGCCAUUUAUUCCAUCUCACCCUCACGACAAAUAGCAGCAUCGAUGACGAACGACAAGCCUCUCCCUGAGGAAAUCCACACCUACCAUUCAUUCGUUCCACUGGAGCCUUCAGGACCACUUCAGUCCACGCCAGUUUUUAAUGCCAUAGGAUUCCCCAGCAUUGUCUAUAAGGCCACAAAUCGCGCUGAUGGUGGUACCGUUGCAUUGCGAAGAAUCGAAGGGUUCCGGUUACAACAGGAGGUUGCCUUCUCAGCAGUCGAAGCUUGGGGGAAGAUCAAGCAUCCGAAUAUUGUACAUUUGCGGGAAGCAUUUACGACGCGAGCUUUCGGAGAUCAUUCGUUAGUGUUUGCUUAUGACUAUCACCCUGCAGCCAAAACGCUCGCAGUCCUUCAUCUGCAGCCAAACGAGACCUCGACCACUCGGCCACCUUCCCGCAGCCAUCGUCACAGGCACGGGAAGGGUGGUUCCGGGAAUACUCGGGAUCAGUCGCAGCAGGGUGGCACCCCUGUUGAAGAGGCUGUUCUUUGGUCAUACAUCGUGCAGAUUGCGAAUGCGAUGAAGGAGGUUCAUGAUCGAGGUCUUGCGAUAAGAACGUUGGACGCGAGCAAAGUGCUUGUAACUGGCAAGAACCGGGUGCGAGUGAACUGCUGUGGGAUACUGGAUGUGAUGACGUAUGACCCACGCAAUACAUCCAUUGAAGUACUUCAGCAAGAGGACCUGCUAUCGUUUGGGAAGCUGGUCCUCACGCUUUGUUGUCACAAUCCACAAGCCUUGAACAAUCCAGCCAAAUCCAUGGAAAUCCUCUCAAGGAAUUAUUCUUCCGACUUGAAGAAUGUUGUCCUCUUCAUGCUUUCUAACCCUUCCCCGAACAAGGUAAUCGACCAGUUGCUUGAGAUGUUCGGAACAAGACUGUUAACGGAGAUGAAUGCAAUACAAAAUUACGCGGAUGAGUUGGAAAACGAGCUGAUGAGCGAGCUAGAGAAUGGGCGGCUUGUGCGGCUAAUGGCAAAACUGGGAUUCAUCAACGAACGCCCCGACUUCAACCACGAGCUUAGAUGGUCCGAGACAGGGGAUAGGUACAUCAUCAGUCUUUUCAGGGAUUAUGUUUUCCACCAGGUGGACGAUGCACAUAACCCGGUAGUGAAUCUAACCCAUGUCAUCACUUGUUUGAACAAGCUUGAUGCAGGAACGGACGAGCGCAUCAUGCUCGUCUCCAGAGAUGAACAGACAUGCUUGGUGGUGAGUUACAAGGAAAUCAAGCAAUGUAUAGCUUCAGCGUUCAACGACUUGGGGCGAGCUGGUUCCCAUCGGUGAUUGGGAGAUAUUUGAAUUGUAAUUUGGGCAUGUUUUCCUCAUUUUGUUGUUCCAUCCAUAUUGCACCCAUGUGUUCCACUCGCUGUUUGUUUCUGAUGGCUUACUUUCUGGUAUGUGUAGGAAUGUUUUUAGGAGCGAUCUAGCUAGUAAUCGUCCAGUAACGCAUCGAAGACGUUGGGUGCGACUGACUGUCACAGAUUAAUAAAUUUUGAAGGCCGGAACAAUUCUGGCCUCCAACUGAUGUGAAAUGAGAUUGCCAGGGGACGCAGUGGCUCAACGACGAUAUUUUGUUUGGAUAAGAC
Cantharellus anzutake is the source of this 2691-nucleotide messenger RNA. RefSeq lists its product as uncharacterized. Gene Ontology annotation, biological process: nuclear-transcribed mRNA poly(A) tail shortening; protein phosphorylation; mRNA processing. Gene Ontology annotation, cellular component: PAN complex; P-body. NCBI's taxonomy places the organism in Eukaryota, Fungi, Basidiomycota, Agaricomycetes, Cantharellales, Hydnaceae. The record is from RefSeq and is a predicted model, not a curated record. Gene Ontology annotation, molecular function: ATP binding; protein kinase activity; poly(A) binding. The transcript is spliced from 17 exons. Bases 365 to 2389 code for a protein of 674 amino acids.